AUCGACUUCACCGGUACAGUACACCCAUCCAGCCCAUCAUGGGGGCCAUCAUUUCCUCCUGCUGGGACCCUCUGCCUCCCCUGACGGACAUUCUCCUCCCCACCCCAGAUGUCUACCUCACCCUGCUGAACAUCUUCCAAUACUUCCCGCUGUUCACCAUCGUCCAAUGGCUGACAGCCUGGCACCCGGCCGGCAAGACCUCGAUGAAGACCUCCAUCUUCAACCUGCCCGGCCGCUGGGCCUGGUUCGCCAUGGAGAUCGUCAGCCCGCUGAACCUGGUGUAUCUGUUGUGGAAGCUGCCCGUCAAGCUGGCCGACACCACCACCACCACCACCACCACCACCACCAGUGGUCAUGGGGCUAUCACCCUCCCCCUGCCCAACAAACUCCUCGCCGCCCUGUUUGUGGUGCACUACCUCAACCGUGCCAUCGUCUCCCCCUUCCUCGCCGCCCCCAGCAUGUCCCCCAUCCACCUGUUCAUCCUGGCCUCCGCCAUGCUCUUCAACUGGUUCAACUCGACGUGUUUGGCUGGAUGGUUGGUGGGAUAUGACAUCCCCAUCCACCCCGCCUAUCACUCUGCGCCUGCUGCUGCCGCAUCAUCACCAUCACCAUCAUCAUCACCAGCUGCAGCAGCUGCAGCUGCUGCUAUCUCAGGGAUCCUCCCCACCCUAGGCACCGCGCUCUUCCUCGCCGGCAUGGCGGGAAACAUCUACGCCGAACGCACACUCUUCCGGCUACGGCGCGAGGAGGGCGCCAGGCGGGCUGCUGCUGCUGCUGCUGCUGCUGCUGCUGCUACUGCUACCUCCAAACCCAAUGUCAACCACCCCCAAACCCCCUCAGCCUCAACCUCAACCUCCUCAGCUCCCGCAACCUCAACAUCUAAUCCCCCCUCCACCGCAAAGAUCUACAUCAUCCCCCCACCCACCACCCCCCUCUUCGCCACCAUCCUGUACCCGCACUACGUCUGCGAAUGGCUAGAGUGGACCGGCUUCGCCCUCGCCGGGACGGCGGUGCGGGCUGCCACUGCUGCCACUGCUGCCACUGCAAGCGGCACGCUCCAUCUCGCGCCGUGGCUGCGGCCCGCGGCGCAGCUCGCCGCGCACCUGGGGCGGCCGGUCCCCGUGCCGGCGGCGGUGUUUGUGGUGAACGCGGUGACGAAUAUGCUGCCGCAUGCGCGGUGGGGGCGGCGGUGUAAGUGGGUAGAGGGGGGGGUGUGA
Aspergillus japonicus CBS 114.51 is the source of this 1217-nucleotide messenger RNA. Its product is annotated as 3-oxo-5-alpha-steroid 4-dehydrogenase family protein. The coding region runs from base 39 to 1217 and encodes 392 amino acids. The record is from RefSeq and is a predicted model, not a curated record. The transcript is spliced from 3 exons. Gene Ontology annotation, molecular function: oxidoreductase activity, acting on the CH-CH group of donors. Lineage: Eukaryota; Fungi; Ascomycota; Eurotiomycetes; Eurotiales; Aspergillaceae. Gene Ontology annotation, biological process: lipid metabolic process.